AACAAGCAUAACUUCCUGAAUCUAAAGAGGAGGCAGACCAUACAUGAUGGCGGUGAUGAUGCAGCUCAUCUCCUUUGUCUCCCUCUUUGUCUCCAUUACAGUGUCUGAUGGGAUUUUUAAACUGGUUAACAGUUCUGUUCAACUGGAUGCACAGACAAAAGAUUAUGAGUUUGAUGACUUCACGUGGUCAUUUAACAAAAGUAAAAACAUUGUGAAAUACUAUAAAAGUUAUCCAAGUAACGUAUACCAAGAUUAUAAAAACAGAGUGGAGGUGAAUGAGGGAACCCAAAGUCUGACAGUGAAGAACUUACAGAAGACUGAUAGUGGACUCUAUGAAGCAAAGGCAUCUGGUGAACAAGAACGAAUUGUGGCCGAGUACCAAUUAACUGUGUUGGAUCCAGUGGAGAAACCAGUCCUGAAUGUCUCUCCCCAGCAAAGCAAUGGCAUCUGUAAUGUGACUCUCAGCUGUGAAGCUCAGAAACUCUCAGUCACCGCUCACUGCUACAGUGACAGAUGUGAUAUGAAGGAAAAUGAAACGGCUGUAGAUGGGUUCCAUUCCAUCUCACUGUAUGUCAGUAACAGCUUCAUUAUUUGUAAUCAUAGCAGCCCAGUCAGCUGGAAAAAUACAACCAUAAAGAUGGAAGAAUUGAAAAAACGUUGCCCUUCUAAUGGUGUAAGCAUGCACACAUACUGCAUGGGGUAAAUUUAAAUGUAAGACAAAUGUCCAUUCUUUAUUAAUUUGCUUUCAAUAAUCAAUAUUUGUGGUCUUACUAAAUGAUUAGAAUUGAACAUAUUUUUCAACUUGUGUUUUUCUUCAUAAUAUUUUUU
Messenger RNA from Neoarius graeffei (lesser salmon catfish), 828 nucleotides. RefSeq names its product SLAM family member 9-like. The transcript is spliced from 3 exons. The record is from RefSeq and is a predicted model, not a curated record. The coding region runs from base 44 to 703 and encodes 219 amino acids. NCBI's taxonomy places the organism in Eukaryota, Metazoa, Chordata, Actinopteri, Siluriformes, Ariidae.